AUGAUUUCAACAAUAGGUUCUACAACACUUCAAGCCGCGAACGGCGGGACUCUGUCCACAACAACUUCACCAAACUCUUUAGUUAUGAAUCCUACGUCAAUGUUAGUAGAGAUGAAAAACUUCAUUCCUUCUUCAUUUACUUUCGAAACAGAAAUACAAAGAAUUAAGCAAGAACUUUUAACAUCUAAUUUAAACUGUAGUGCGAAAGAUGAAACAAAUGAACAGUAUCUUUAUGAAAUGCAGGACAUUAUUGACCAUUUACCCAAAUUGCCUGAAAUUCAGCAACAAAAACUCACUAUUCCUGAAUUCGAUGAAAUAGAAGUGAAACCAACUGACUCAGUAGAAAUAAAGAAGUUCAUACGAAAGGUAAACUAUGAGUUUCUAGGAUAUCAUUGCAACCAUAAAGUUAUGGACAAAGAUUGCGACAUGGUAUAUAAGAACAUCUCUGACAUAUAUAAAUCUGGGGAGUUUAAGGCAUUCGACAACUUUGUUUCAUUAGUUGCUGAAUGUGUAUGGCAGAUAAGAGAUAAAGAUAAAAGAUGUAAAAUAUGGAAUGGACAAAUAAAACCAACAGCUUUUGAGUUAAAGAAAACCAUUGACGCUUUAGUUGUUUUAGCAGGUAAGGUUUCAGAAUAUAACGCAAAAAUGAAUCCGCAAUGUUCUAAAUGUAAAGCAGCAAUGAGAAAAUAUAACUACUCCGUCAAAGAGAUAGAAAGAAUGCGAAACGACUAUGCUGACUUAAAGAAAGAAAUGACAAACAUUGAGUUUGAAACAGUUGGAAAGAUAGACAAUGACACCAAAGUGGUUAGAAUAGGUGAUUUAAAC
Messenger RNA from Trichomonas vaginalis G3, 825 nucleotides. Its product is annotated as organellar and viral DNA polymerase type B. Lineage: Eukaryota; Parabasalia; Trichomonadida; Trichomonadidae. The record is from RefSeq and is a predicted model, not a curated record. The transcript has a single exon. The annotation marks the transcript as partial.